This is a messenger RNA of Polyodon spathula (Mississippi paddlefish), 1578 nucleotides long. Its product is annotated as protein phosphatase 1K, mitochondrial-like. The record is from RefSeq and is a predicted model, not a curated record. Gene Ontology annotation, biological process: protein dephosphorylation. The coding region runs from base 144 to 701 and encodes 185 amino acids. Gene Ontology annotation, molecular function: cation binding; protein serine/threonine phosphatase activity. NCBI's taxonomy places the organism in Eukaryota, Metazoa, Chordata, Actinopteri, Acipenseriformes, Polyodontidae. The transcript has 3 exons.
CCAAUUGCCGACUGAACCAAAAGCUGCAGAACAUUCCGGAUAGUGCGUCGUAGAGACCAGACUGUAUUUUUAAGUUUACGAAACCAACUGCUUCAAACGCUUCUUAAUAGGUGUUUAUUUACUUUUUAAAUCGUCGGAAAGUUAUGUCUAUGGCCAUCGCAGUUUUCAAAUAUGGAAGGGUUGUGGUUGAGAGAGCAGUGAAUGUCCGCGCAUUCCUUAGUAAGAAUUCUUGCCCCACCUUAGCCCGAGGGAUUUCAUCAACCAGAGGAAGAGAGAAUUUGGCUGCAGUAGCAGAGAGGAGUGUUCAGCAGCUCGCCGCAUGGGACAGUUUUGGAAUCUGGUUAGAUGAGCCUGUUGUUCUUCCGCCUCGUUCAGUAGAUGCCAGCCACAAGAUAAAAACUGACAUUCCCAAUGUUGGCUGUGCAAGUCAGAUUGGAAAAAGAAAAGAGAACGAAGAUCGUUACUGCAUUGGAAAGCUGUCCGACAGCAUUUAUUUCUUCUCGGUGUUCGAUGGCCAUGGCGGAGAUGCCGCCGCAGAGUUUUGCUCCAGGAAUCUACGUCACUUCAUUAAGAGAAACCUUCAGUUGGACUCUGAUCUUGAAUCAGUUCUAGUGAAGUCCUUCCUUCAAAUCGACAGUGCCUUCAUGCAGAGCAUUUACAGUUCAGGAGAAGGUGAGAUUUCAAAUGAAAUGCUGUUUUAAACUGGCUGUGAAAUUGCUUUGCAUAUACAGCAGUAUGGGUUUCACACAGGGUGUGGCACAUAUUCAACUUUUGCUGUACAAUUUAUUUUAAAUUUACUGUGUGAAACUAAUGCUUGUUAGAGGGGACAUUAAUUGCAAAGCAAAUUGGUUGAGAUUUUUACUGGUUUGCUUUGUUUGGAAAACAGGCUGUAAAUGAUUAGGUUAGACAAUGACCAAUAACUGGUCAAACUGUAAUGCAUUAAGAUACAGUAUACAGCUCAUUAGUAAUUGGUUUCUUCUGAACACAUGAUCUGCCAUUGUGUUUCUAAAAUGUUUGUUGGGUAAUUUUCUGGAGGGGAGUGGGUAGUGGUAAUCCAUAGGGGUGAGACGAUACACCAAGAUCAUGAUACGAUACUUAUGAAAAACUCAUCUCUUCUUGACAGACUUGAAAAUAUUUCAGAUCAGUACACAGAUUCAGAAGAAAAUCAAUUAUAUUUAUUUCCCACGAAGUAGUAUAGUACUUGUUUGAGUUUAAAGACAAAGCAGUAUGUCAGCUAGAGUUUCUGGGAUAUCAGAUUUAAAUUAAUUAACCAAAUCUCCUUACCACAUUUGAGAGAGGAGAAAAAUACUAAGCAGUGUGUUUGAUAACUAUUAAAGUAAAAACUUUGUGUUGCUUUAGAAAAAUCUAAAUAUCAGGUCUUUCAGCAUUAAGUUUUGAAGUUAAUUUAUUUUAAAUGUACAUCAGUGUUUUUGGUUGCAUCAUAUUUUAACUCAAUAUGGUGUUGUUGUUAUUAUUAUUAUUGUUGUUAUACCAUACAUUUUAUCACACAAGUAUUUGUAUUUUUCAAGUUAAGGUAGAAUAUAUAAUUAUGUUGUAUACUAUUCUAUACUGUGCUGC